This is a messenger RNA of Lymnaea stagnalis (great pond snail), 7808 nucleotides long. Lineage: Eukaryota; Metazoa; Mollusca; Gastropoda; Lymnaeidae. The record is from the annotation of a GenBank genome assembly.
GGGUGGGUUAAGGAGGUCUGGUUGGCGAUCGAACUGCAGUAAAAAAAAAAAUCUCCUUGAUGGAUUUUAGUGUGUAUGCUGUUGCAUUACAUUUGUAGAUGAGGAGAGGUAAGCUGUGUUUGUAAGCUGGGUGUGUAAGCUGGGUGUGUAAGCUGUACACGUCAGCUGGGUAUGUGAUGAAACAAUAGGAUGAGUUAAUUAGAUGUGAGGAACUGUAUGUGUCGUGUUUCUGUAUGAAAUGCACAAAGAUUGGCAUCAGUUUGUGGUGUGUUGUAGUAUGACAGUAGACAUAGAUUGAUUCAGAAUGUGGCGUUUUGCUUUAGGACAUUAAACAUAUAUUGGAACCAGUAUCUGUCGUGGUAACGUUUGACACUACAAAUACGUUUAGCUGAAUCCUUGCUGGCGGGCAGUGGCGUAGCGAGAGUGUUUGACGCCCCGAGGCAAGAUUCGCGCCCGGCGACAAUAUCCAUUUUAAAGCGCCCCUUUUUCUUUUAUCAACUCUCAAGCCCAUUACUUACAUCAAUAAAAUAAUAUCAAAGCACAUUUUGGCGCCCCUAACUAGCUGGCGCCCGGGGACAUCUGUCCCCCCCUGCCCCCUUCUCGCUACGCCUCUGCUGGCGGGUGCUAGGUGACUACUGAUUUCUUCAGAAGAAAUUGUUCUAUUAGAAUGUCAUUGUUAACACUAUGAUUGUUUUGUCGAGCCAAAACCCCAAGCAACUAUAUUGUUUCUUUGAACAGGUGGCAAAGUUACUCUUUGAUGACAGACCACGUGUGGCCGCCAUUAAACACGUGAUCUCGCCAAGGACGAGAUGAAAGCCAACGCGCGAGAAUUGGGCGACACAAGUCAUGGGGCUAUGUUUGUCUCGGCUGCUGAAUGUGCACUUGGGUAAUGUAGAAAACAUUUGUGUUUAAAGGAUCAUAUCGGCUGCUGUGCACUGGAGUAAUGUAGAAAACAUUUGUGUUUAAAGGAUCAUAUCGGCUGCUGUGCACUGGAGUAAUGUAGAAAACAUUUGUGUUUAAAGGAUCAUAUCGGCUGCUGUGCACUGGAGUAAUGUAGACAACAUUUGUGUUUAAAGGAUCAUAUCGGCUGCUGUGCACUGGAGUAAUGUAGACAACAUUUGUGUUUAAAGGAUCAUAUCGGCUGCUGUGCACUGGAGUAAUGUAGACAACAUUUGUGUUUAAAGGAUCAUAUCGGCUGCUGUGCACUGGGGUAAUCUGGAAAACAUUUGUGUAUAAAAGUUAAUAUGGGCUGCUGUGCACUGGGUUAAAGUAGAAAACAGUUGUGUUUAAAUGCUCAUAUUGGCUGCUGUUCACUAAGGGAAUGCAGAAAAUAUUUGUGUUUAAAAGUUCUUACACAUAAAGAAUAUCUCGAUACGCUGCGGGGUCAACUAAAUGAACUGCGCCAUUACCAGUCAACAGUGGUGGCGGGAAACGGUUGUACCACCGUUAUUUUCGGGUACACGAAAUUUUUUUAAAUUUCUGUGAUCAAAAUGGUAUUUUAUGGUCUCAACGAAAAUCCCUGACAUACAAGUGGUCUGCGCUGGUGGUUUUAACCUUGGCGCUUAGGAAAUUGUCGAGAGCGGUAAUGAAAUAAAUGACGGUACUUAUUACAUAGUUUUCGGGGCUAAUGAAAUAAAUAAGGUUGUUAAUUAUAUAUAGGAUGGAGGUAAAGGACCAAUCGAGGACGCUAAAUCAUUAACGACCUGCUUUAUCAGACCAUUCAGCUUUAUGAUGCUACACGACAGCAAUGUCAGACCAUUCAGCUUUAUGCUGCUCCACGACAGCUUUAUCAGAACAUUCAGCUUUAUGCUGCUACACGACAGUUUUAUCAGACCAUUCAGCUUUAUGCUGCUACACGACAGCUUUAUCAGACCAUUCAUCUUUAUGCUGCUACACGACAGCUUUAUCAGACCAUUUAGCUUUAUGCUGCUCCACGACAGCAUUGUCAGACCAUUCAGCUUUAUGCUGCUCCACGACAGCAUUGUCAGACCAUUCAGCUUUAUGCUGCUCCACGACAGCAUUAUCAGACCAUUCAGCUUUAUGCUGCUUCACUAGACUGAACUUUCCUUGCUUCUCCUUGUACUCAAUAGUUACCAGAGGUUUUUUUAUGCAGAAAUCACAUACUUGAUUUUUUAAAAAAUGAAAUAGAGUUUAUACGCAUAUUUAUAUAUAUAAUUUUUAAAAAUAUCCAAAUUCAACAAUUGAAAAUCUGUGAUAUUUGUUAAAAUUUAAAGGCUGAACUAACAAUUAAUGAAUACACAUUUAUAAUAUUGUGUCUCCAACUAAAUCAUGUUCUAAUACAUUUUUUUUCCACAUAGGUCCCCUCAUCUCCACAAGAAAAGAUAGAUUAUUCUGAAUGGCUGGUUGAUACAUUCUCCGCACUUCUCAAUGUUGACCAGACUCCACAAGUCCAGGUGCUGGCAUUCUCUCAGGGGCAAGCUGCCCUAUACCAUCGCGGUCAUCGUGUUCGGCCUCGCCUGCAACUUGCUGAUCCAUCACAUCGCGGUCAGCCGUCCGCAUGCCGAGGAGAUCACGGGGCCAUUCAAGGUUCCCAGUCAGACAAAACACGCGAGCAUGGCAAGCACAAACAAAGUUCCCGCGUCGUGUACCCUAGAUCAGGGAACGGUGGAACAACUGAUUCAACGUGGUCAACUGUUUAAGGUCCACGAAGCCAAUUGCUCGAAACUGUUUUUGGGAGAUAAGAGUUCCAUUGAGGCCGCCAUCCAAAUUGCACAAGCUCCCCGUACAAGCCUCGGCAGUGACUUUUACUUGAACAUCACGACAAACUGUGACGUUUUUCACAAGUCACGGGGGUACGUCAUGUCGUCUCUGACGCGAGAGGAGGAAGAAUUCCCCAUAGCGUUCUCACUCGUGGUUUACACAGACUUGGAGAUGGCCGAGCGUCUGCUGAGGGCGAUCUACAGACCGCAUAAUUUUUACUGCGUUCACGUCGACAGGAAGGUCCCCAGCGAGUACUUCCGGGCGGUAUCGAAUAUAAUUCGCUGCCUGCCGAACGUUUUCUUGUCCUCCAAACGUUUGAACGUGCGGUGGGGGACGUUCAGCGUCCUACACACGGAGCUCGUCUGCAUGAGGGACUUGUGGAGGCAUACGACAUGGAAGUAUUUCAUCAACCUGACGGGCCAGGAGUUCCCGCUCAAGACGAACCUGGAGCUGGUCAGGAUACUGAAGGCGUACAAGGGAGCUAACGACAUAAGGGGGAUGAUAAAAACGUAAGUAGUAUUGAAUUGUAGACAACUCAUGGUGCUUACGAUGACAAGACUCUAAAACAAAUAAUACUAAUUAAAAACAUUUAAUUUCUUAUUAAUGAAGGGUGAAAAAUGAAGAUUUUGUUAGUUCCCAUGUGCUCGAGCUACCAGCCGUUAUAUCUCUGUUUCCUAUGUCACGUGUACUCUAACUAUCAUCGCUGUGAUCUCUCUGUUUUCUAUUUCCAUUAGAGCUAACAGACGCCGGUGGAAAAACACAAGACCGCCUUAUGGCAUUCGUCCAGUCAAGGGAUCGGUCCACAUCACAGCCAGCAGGUAUGAGAACCAUGGUAACCCUGCCGUUGUACUUGUGAGGCCAAUUGUUAUGUCCAAUCUGACGAUGCUUUCCUUGUACGUACGUCCGCAAGGGAGAUGGCUCACCGUGAGAGGAGAGAUCCAUCACGACCGCAGUUCGUGUCUGCAGCACGUCGUUAUGCUUCCUAUGCCUUAAAUCAGCGGCUCUGAACCUGUGGGUCGUGAACCCUUUUUAUUUUGGGGGGGGGGGGGUCGAACGACCCUUAUAUAGACGUCUCCUAAUACUAUAGGAAAAACGCACAUUUAAGAAGAAGAGACGAAAAUCAUUUUAUGGUUGGGAAUCACCACAAUAUGAGGAACUGGAUUGAAAGGGUACGGCAUUAAGAAGGUUGAGAAACGCUGCUUUAAAGCAAACCUAGUCACGUAAUCCUAUUGGUGUUUUUUUUGUUGUUUGCUUGUAUGUUUGUUUGUUUUGUUUUUUACCAAAAAAAAACAACAAGCCCAAAACCCACAACCCAUUUGUGUUGUCUUUUGUACUUACCGAUGAAUUGGACUAGUAUUUAACAAUGUUUGAUGUCACACUGUUAUAUUCCUGGUUAUAAAAACUAUCAUAAUAAUUUGUUAACUGAUAAUAAAGGAUUGUCAAUUUUGUAAGGAUUGUUUCUUUGUCAGACAUGGAACAAAAUAAUAAUUAAAUAUUGAAUUGCAACCUGCUUUACAUACGAACUUUUGUAAAAUGUUGAGACCGGGCAUCAAAAGUCCCCCCCCCCCCUUUUUUCCUCACACAACCUAUUGAAUUUACAUCGGUCAAUUAAAUUCUCCCUUACUUAACACCCAAAAUUUUAGGUCCAAGACAGUUCUUUAAGAUAGGUCGUUAAGAUGGAUCUUCAAGAAAGAUCUUCAAGAUAAAUCUUCAAGAUAGUAUUUCAAGAUAUAUCUUUAAGAUAGAUCUUCAAUAGAGAUCUUCAGUGAAUUAGUUUUUUUUAACAAAACGGACCCAAUGCACAUCUAGCAAUAUUUUCUAGAAUACACCCUUUCUGCGUUUGAUCAAAAUAAUUUUUUCCAAACAAAUAUUUAAAAAUAAAUUAAUAUUUAAAAUUAGAUUUUUUUAAAAAACGGUCAAGUCUGUAAUUUCAGAGCGUUCGUUGACUACGUUCUCCACAACGAGACAGCCCACGCCGUCCUGCAGUGGACCAGGAAGACAGAGAUACCUGACGAGACGUUCUUUGCCACCAUCAACCAUAACCCACAGCUGAACCUGACGGGAACCUACAAAGGUCGUGUGGCUAAAUCGCCAGAGUAUAUUUAAAUAGUUUGGCAAAUUGUUAAAUGCCUUUAAAUGUUAUAUCAUUUAAUUUUUUUACCUUAUGUUAUUCACCAUUUGACUCUCUCUUUAUUUUCUCUCUCUCCCUCUCUUUCGAACUAUAUUUUUUCUCUCUUUCUUCCCACUCACUCUUUUUUUCACUGCCUUUCUUUCUCUCCUUUUCUUUCUCUGGCAUUACCUAGCUCGUAUUCUCUUAUAACCUUUCUUUUUACCUCUCUUUUUCUUUCUUUCUUUCUUUCUUUCUUUCUUUAUCAUUCUCUGUGUCACACUUUUGUAUUCCUUCCUCCUUUUCUUUCAUACUGUCUCUCUUUGACUUGCCUCUUCUCCCACACUUGUUUUUCUAUGCAUCAAUCUUUUCCUCUUUCAUUCUAUAAACCUUUCUCUCGGUAUUUCCCAUUCAACUAUUGCCCCCCCCCCCCACACACUCUCUCUCUCUCUCUCUCUUUCUCUUACUUUCUCUUACUUUCUUUCUUUCUCUCUCCUUUUCUCUCACUUUAUUUCUCUUUCUUUCUCUCUUUCUAUUUCUUUCCUUCUCGCUCUCUCUUUCUCUCUCAUACACACACAUUAUCCAUUUAUCCCAUAUGUUUUCAUUUCCCCCAUCUUAACUUCUAAAUAUUCAAAGGGGAAUAUAGUCUACACUAUUUAUUUCAUGAUAAAAUAUUUCACAAGCAAAAAUUUAAAAAACAAGAUUUGUGAUAUCAUAUUAUGUUACAUCACAUAUUCCAGGUCAUCCGGAUGAAUUGAACAUUUUUAUGACGCGCUAUAAAAUAUGGAACACACGUUCAAGAUGCGCAGGUCGAUUUCAACGGAUGGUGUGCAUGCUGUCCACAGGUCAGUGAAUCGAAGUCAAGUUCAAAAGCGACAAUAACAUCUAAGAUGGUGUCCAUUUUGAUAGCAUCACUUUUGAAUCAUAUCACUUGAGUCAGCGGUUCUCAACCACCAUAAUGCCGCGACCAUUUCAUACAGUUCCUCGUGUUGUGUUUACUACCCCCCCCCCCCGGCCAACCAUAAAAUUAUUUUCGUUGCUACUUCAUAAAAUAUGUGUUUUUCGAUGGUCUUAGGUGACCCCUGUGUAAGGGUUGUUCGACCCCCAAAAGUGGACUGACCCAGAGAGGGAGAACCGCUGACUUAAGUAGUAACAACACUGUGAAGGUUUUAAGGCAAACAUUUUUUCUCUCCAUAUUUCUGUGAUAUCAACAUUCCUGUCGGCUUCCUUCAUAUCGCCCAGCCAGGAAUUCACAAUCACAAUAUCUUCAUUCACGACAGCAGCAACUAUCACGAAAUUUCCAAACAAUGUCAGUGAAAAUCAAUGGCUGCUAAAAUAAUAACAUUCACAUUUUUGACAGCCGGAACCACUGAAUUGAAUCUACAAUCCUAAUACUCAAGUGCCGCGCUAUGCGCACUUCAUGUCACGCAAUAUUCACGUCAUGUCACGUCAUGUCACGUCAUGUUCACGAUAUGUAACUGUAUCGUCACGUCAUUUCACGCCAUGCCAGGCAAUAUUCCCUUCAUGCCAGGCCAUGUUCACGCCAUGCCAGGCAAUAUUCCCUUCAUGUCAGGCCAUGUUCACGCCAUGGCACGCAAUAUCCUCGUCAUGACAAGCCAUGUUCACUUGUUCACGAUAUGUAACUGUAUCGCCACGUCAUUUCACGCCAUGCCAGGCAAUAUUCCCUUCAUGCCAGGCCAUGUUCACGCCAUGCCAGGCAAUAUUCCCUUCAUGUCAGGCCAUGUUCACGCCAUGCCAGGCAAUAUUCCCUUCAUGUCAGGCCAUGUUCACGCCAUGCCAGGCAAUAUUCCCUUCAUGCCAGGCCAUGUUCACGCCAUGCCAGGCAAUAUUCCCUUCAUGUCAGGCCAUGUUCACGCCAUGCCAGGCAAUAUUCCCUUCAUGCCAGGCCAUGUUCACGCCAUGCCAGGCAAUAUUCCCUUCAUGCCAGGCCAUGUUCACGCCAUGCCAGGCAAUAUUCCCUUCAUGUCAGGCCAUGUUCACGCCAAGGCCGUCAUGUUCAAGUCAUGUCAUGCUAUGUUACAUGAUGUCACGUUAUGGUCACUUCAUGUCACACCAUGUUUACGUCAUUUCACUUUCAUUACUUUAUUUAUCAGCUUUUAUUAUUUUUUCCGCCCUACUUAGUGAUAUUUUAAUUUAAAAAAAAACAACUAUUUCUAACCACCAGGUGACCUACCCCGGCUAGGCCAAGCUAAACACUUGUUUGCGAACAAGUUCAUGUUGAACGAAGACAGGCUCGUGAUUGGUUGCCUGGAGGAGAAAUUGGCCAAUCAUACGAGAGAUGAGUACAUGUGUACCAAAGUUUUCAACGCAUCCUACUACGCCAACCUGAAAUUUGUGAAGAAUCGGGUCAGGGCCGUCACGUGACAGGGACUUUAAACAGAACCAACGUGACCUCUUGUGUCUUAAAAUAGAAAUAAUGAUGUGACGGAUGUCUUAUAAUGGAAAUAAUAACACUUUAAGGGAACAACGCAAAAAUCGCGUGAUAACUUCACAUCAUAGAGAGGAGCACUUUCUCCACUCUUUUGUUUCACCCUGCAAUGUAGCAUGCCUUGAAUAGGACUAAGUCUUGGUAUCUGACUGACCAGCUUUGUAGUCGCUUGUCAUAUCCGCUCAUCCGACAGCGGCAAACUCUCGAUACCACGUGUUCGCCUUUAGACUUACGGAAGGCGCACUUUCGCAUUUGCUGGUCCAACAAUUUGGAACACACUUCCUGACGCUCUCAGAAACAGCCAGACACUGGAGUCGUUCAAAACCGAACUGAAAACACAUCUAUUUCGCAAACACCUGCUGGUCGUGAUGUUGUCUACCAUCUUGGUCAGCUGGCUUUUGUUUCCUAGAUGUGUAUUGGCCUGUGUUAUUUGUGUUUGCAAGGGGAUGAAAGGCUUGGUUUUAUCGUGUGCAGUAUUUGUGGUGUUGCGUUUUGUGUUUCAGUGUGGUGUGGUAUGGAUUUUUUCAUUUC